CUCCUCUUUUUUCAUUUUAAGGUUGCCCCAAUCACCCUGCUGUGGUUUUGCUGCUUCCCUCCCCCCCUCCCACUUUCGAGAGGGAGUUUCUGUUCUGGCUGCAAGUGAAUCGUGGCUCAAGUGCUGGAAGUGAAUCGCUUCUUCAAGAGCAGCUGGAAGCUCCCAACGGCCGUUCCUCAACAGACAUGGAUUUGUAGAACAACUCCCCUUGUGGAGGGAAAAGAAAGGGAAUCUUGUGUUGGAGAAGCAAGAAGAUAUGUCCCUUGCAAGAAAAUACCCGAUACCUUCCUUCUUGAUACUAUUUCUAAUCCUUUGGGGUGGAGAGAACACUCAGGCUCAGAGGGCAGGUUGCAAGAAUGUUCACUAUGAUCUCGUCUUCAUCUUGGACACCUCCUCUAGUGUGGGCAAAGAAGACUUUGAGAAGGUCCGCCAGUGGGUGGCUAAUCUAGUGGACACUUUUGAGAUUGGACCUGACAAAACUCACGUCGGUGUCGUCCGCUAUAGCGACAGACCGACCACCGAGUUUGACCUUGGAAGAUAUCGGACUCAGGAGCAAGUAAAAGAAGCCGCCAAGAACAUCAAAUACUAUGGGGGCAAUACAAACACUGGUGAUGCCCUACGGUACAUCAAUACAUACAGCUUUUCAGCUACGGCUGGUGGGAGGCCCAGUGACAGCACCAUCAAAAAAGUAGCGAUCCUUUUGACCGAUGGAAGGAGCCAAGAUCAUGUCUUGGAUCCAGCCAGAGUGGCACAUAAAGCAGGCAUAAGGAUCUUUGCGGUGGGUGUUGGCGAAGCCCUCAAGGAAGAGCUGGAUGAAAUUGCUUCUGAGCCUAAAUCUGCCCACGUGUUCCACGUCUCCGACUAUAAUGCUAUCGAUAAGAUACGUGGAAAGCUGAGGAGGAGGCUUUGUGAGAAUGUGCUGUGUCCCAGUGUCCAUGUAGAAGGAGACAGGUUCAAACACACCAAUGGAGAAACUGAUGAUAUUCCAGGGUUUGACCUGAUGGAACAAUUCAGUGUGCGGGAGAUAUUUGGAAUGAAGGACAACGGAAUCCACAGCUCUUACGUUCGACUUGGGAGCUUUCCCAUUGUGCAGAGAACAGAAGAUGUCUUCCCACAAGGUCUUCCUGAUGAAUAUGCCUUUGUAACCACUUUCAAGUUCCGCAAGACGUCCAGGCGAGAAGACUGGUAUAUUUGGCAAAUCAUUGACAAAUACGGCAUACCUCAGGUGUCAAUCCGACUGGAUGGUGAAAACAAGGCCUUGGAAUACAAUGCUAUUGGACUCACCAAAGACGCAGUGAGGGUGGUCUUUAAAAAUGGCCGCGUCAGUGACCUGUUUGACCGUAACUGGCAUAAGAUCGCUUUGAGCAUCCAGUCCCAGAGCGUCUCCCUGUAUAUCGACUGCAAACUGGUUCAGACGUUGCCUAUUGAAGACAGAGAAAAUAUCGACAUUCAAGGGAAGACCGUCAUUGGCAAGCGCCUCUAUGACAGCAUGCCAAUUGAUUUUGACCUUCAGCGGAUGGUUAUUUACUGUGAUUCUCGACACGCUGAGCUGGAAACGUGCUGUGACAUUCCUUCUGGACCCUGCCAAGUGACCGUCAUUACGGAAGCUCCUCUCCCUGAAAUAACUCCCACUGUUGGAAGUGAGCAGGUCGGGCCCACCAAGACCGUCAAUUGCUCCUGUCCACCUGGAGAAAAGGGUGAGAGAGGCCUGCCUGGGUUUGAAGGUUUGAGAGGCCAGAAGGGAGAAAUUGGACCAAUUGGACUUCCUGGCCCGAAGGGAGAACCGGGUGGUGGAGCAUUUGGCCAAGGAGGAAAAGGAGAAAAGGGUGAAAGAGGACCCCAAGGGUUACCUGGACUGAUGGGAGAGAGAGGAGAAAAGGGCUCCCUCGGUGCACCUGGCAUCCCAGGGAGGGACGGUGCCAAAGGAGAAACUGGAGAUGCUGGACUUCCAGGAGCAGUUGGACUUCCUGGUUCACCUGGGCCAAAGGGGACAGAAGGUCAACCAGGUCCCCCAGGACGUCAAGGUUAUGUUGGAGCACCUGGCCUCCAGGGAGAAAGAGGAGAAAAAGGACCCCGAGGAGACAAGGGUGAGCCAGGUCUAGAUGGCUUUCCUGGGAAGCCCGGUGUGGAUGGGAACCAGGGCAGCAAAGGGAGUCAAGGCCAGCCUGGUCUCAUAGGACCAAGGGGAGAAAAGGGUGAAAUAGGACCUCCAGGAAAGCCAGGCUCAGCGGUCCAAGUUGAAGGUUUGAAAGGAGAGCAGGGAGUUCCUGGCCCACGAGGAUCAGUAGGACUUCCUGGAACCCCGGGUAGCCCAGGACCUCCAGGACCAGAAGGCAAGCCGGGACCUGCUGGAUUACAUGGUCAAAGGGGUAAGAAGGGUGAGAUUGGUGUCCCAGGAGUUGAAGGGUUGCCUGGACCUACGGGUUCCCCUGGACCUCCUGGAGUUGCUGGUCCUCCUGGACUUGCUGGACCCCCAGGCCUACCUGGUGAAGUGGGCAGAACUGGACAGCCUGGACCACCUGGUUUACCUGGAAAAUCUGGAUUUGAUGGCUUACCUGGACUGCCUGGCUCAAAGGGAGAUCGAGGAGAAAGGGGAGACAACGGCUUCCCUGGAAAAAAUGGUAUUAAGGGUGAAACAGGAGAGCCUGGCCUACCUGGCAUUGUGGGUGAAAGGGGUGAAUCUGGUCUUCCAGGGCCAUCAGGUUUGCCAGGACUGAGAGGAGAAAAAGGAGACCAGGGUGAAAAGGGAAGAGCUGGACUCCACGGCUUCAAAGGUGAAAGAGGGGACAAGGGUGACGUUGGCCCUCCUGGUCCCCCAGGCUUACCAGGAACAACUUCAGUGUUUACGCCACAUCCUCAUGUUCCUGGAGAACAAGGGCCGAAAGGUGAAAAAGGUGGUCAUGGAGAAAGAGGUGAACCCGGUGAACGAGGCAUUCCAGGUAAACAGGGGCUACCUGGACCUGCAGGGCAGCAGGGUGUGAAGGGACAGGAUGGAGCAGAAGGACAACCUGGAACCCCCGGUGAAGCUGGUGCUCCUGGACCUAUAGGCCCCCCAGGACCACGAGGCUUGCCUGGAAAUGUGGGUAUUCCUGGAGAUCCCGGCCAACCAGGAAUUGAUGGACAAAAAGGAGACAAGGGAGAUCCUGGAAAGGAAGGGAAACAAGGAUCCCCUGGGCCUACAGGUGAGCCAGGACCAGUUGGAGAACCUGGAUUACCUGGGAAGGGUCGAGAUGGAGAAAGGGGUGAAAGAGGGCCACCGGGUUUACCUGGACCCUACGGACACAAGGGAGACCGGGGUGCUCCUGGUGUACCAGGCCAGCCAGGAGACAGAGGGGCACCAGGUCUGGGACUUUCUGGGCCACCUGGACCGGUGGGACCUCCUGGAGAUAAAGGGCCAUCGGGACCCCGUGGUUUGCCGGGCAUCCAAGGACAACCUGGACCAUCUGGCCAGGAUGGUUUACCAGGAAGUCCAGGUGAAACAGGGCCUCCAGGAAAGCCGGGUUCCUCUCCUCUCCUUUCUCCUGGCGAUAUCAGUCUUUUAGUUAAGGAUGUUUGCAGUGACUGUCCUCCUGGACCUCCUGGGCUUCCUGGAAUGCCAGGAUUCAAGGGCGAUAAAGGCCCCACAGGCCCACUUGGCAGAGAAGGCCCAGUUGGAAAGACGGGCGAGUCUGGACCUAGAGGUCCCCCUGGACCACCAGGUGUGGAAGGUUCAAAGGGCAUGAAAGGAGACCGUGGGACAUCUGGUGAGGCUGGACAGAAGGGUGAACAGGGCCAUCCUGGAAUACCUGGCUUUGUGGGUCCACCUGGAAAUCCGGGUCCACAGGGGUCAGAGGGCUCUCCGGGACCCAUAGGACCACCAGGAAACCCAGGAGAAAUAGGUAAAGAAGGCCCACCAGGACCUCAAGGCCCACCGGGUUUGCCUGGACUUAUGGGCAUUGCUGGAAAGGAGGGCAAAGAUGGCAAGCCAGGACCUCCUGGAGAACCAGGCAAGCCAGGAGAGCCGGGUUUACCAGGACAAGAAGGAGCCAGGGGGUUGCCGGGUUUUAAGGGACCCAGAGGAGAUGCAGGAGCCCCAGGCCCAAGAGGAGAGGCAGGUCCAGCAGGAACCCCAGGCCGAGAGGGACAACCUGGAAAAGAUGGGGAUCCAGGACCUGCAGGCCCUCAGGGCCCACGUGGACUCAGAGGAGUGAUGGGCAAGAAUGGAUCCCCAGGCCCCCCAGGGGAAGCAGGCCCUCCAGGUAUCACAGGUCCGAAAGGAAGCAAAGGUGAAAGUGGUAGUCCAGGACUCCCUGGAUUCAUGGGGCCACGAGGACCUCCUGGAGAACACGGUGAAAAGGGCCUCCCAGGGAAAGAGGGCACUGCAGGGAAACCAGGUGAACUUGGAGCCAAAGGUGACCGAGGAGAUCCAGGCACUAAAGGUGAAAAAGGCACAGUAGGAGAGAAGGGCCCACCUGGUGACCCUGGAAUUCCUGGCCGCAAAGGACACACUGGAUUAAUGGGUCAACCAGGACCAUCAGGAGACACCGGACAGGUUGGACCACCUGGUCCUCCAGGACAGCCUGGCUUUCCCGGCCCUAGGGGGGAUUCUCCAUCACUGGAAUCUCUGCGGAGACUCAUCCAAGAAGAGUUAGGAAAACAACUCGAUGCCAGACUGCCCUACCUCAUAAGUCAAAUGCAGCCAGCCCAUGUCAAAGCACCCCAAGGUAGACCAGGGCCUCCUGGAUCACCUGGUAAGGAAGGACCCUCAGGUAGGGUUGGUCCUCCAGGAGAACCUGGCAGGCCUGGACAGCCUGGCUCAGAAGGACCAUUGGGACCGAUGGGACCGAAAGGUGAAAGAGGAGACAAGGGAGAAAAAGGAGAUUCUGGCAUUGGCCAGCGGGGUGAAAAAGGUCCUCCAGGAAUACCAGGUGUCCCAGGUGAACCUGGCUAUGGCAAAGACGGAAUACCAGGAGCACAAGGCCCUCAAGGUGAAGCAGGUGUCCCUGGCCUUAUGGGCCCACAGGGCCCUCCAGGAGCCAAUGGACAGUGUGACCCAUCUCAGUGUGCUUAUUAUGCAAGUAUGGCCGCCAGACCAAGUAAUGUCAAGGGGCCCUAAAAGGCAAAGCUCUUCCCUCAUGGACCUCUUAUGGACCUACUUCUGAAAACUUGAAUGGAACAAGGAAGUCAGGAGAUCUCAGCUGUUUCGCUUCUGUUUUUUUGUUUUUUUUGAGAGGCCUUUUUGACUAUUAAAACCAUCAAAUGCUGCCGGUCGGUCAAAUUUAUUAUAAUUAAGAAACUAUUAAUUGUUAUUCUUUUAUGAGGUGUUAAGUGACUUGUUUUUCUUUUUCUUUUCAUGUUUUCUAAUAUCAGGGCAAUUUUUUAAAAAAUAAAUAAAGAUUUUUUAAAUAUAUAUAUAUAAAUAUUGACAAUGAAACAUAGACAUUGUAUAGUCAGAAUCCAGGUUAUCACAGAAAAGAAUGCAAUAUUGGCUGUUGA
This is a messenger RNA of Elgaria multicarinata webbii, 5475 nucleotides long. RefSeq names its product collagen type XXII alpha 1 chain (gene COL22A1). The record is from RefSeq and is a predicted model, not a curated record. Bases 257 to 5095 code for a protein of 1612 amino acids. The transcript has 65 exons. NCBI's taxonomy places the organism in Eukaryota, Metazoa, Chordata, Lepidosauria, Squamata, Anguidae.